This is a messenger RNA of Homalodisca vitripennis (glassy-winged sharpshooter), 625 nucleotides long. RefSeq lists its product as uncharacterized. The transcript is spliced from 2 exons. The coding region runs from base 114 to 452 and encodes 112 amino acids. Lineage: Eukaryota; Metazoa; Arthropoda; Insecta; Hemiptera; Cicadellidae. The record is from RefSeq and is a predicted model, not a curated record.
CCUCAAAUUAGCAUCAACCAUCCUGUUUGGUGCAGGAAAACUAAAGUGUAUAAAACUAGCGAAUACGACCAGAUGAAACAGUUGACUCGCAGCUUCCUUCAUCAACAGACACGAUGAAACUCACAGUCCUCCUCUGUUGCCUGGUUGCCGUUCUCUACACGGUCUCGGCAUUCCCCACUGAUGCUUCACAACCUCCUCCUCUCAAUAACAACAAAGGUUUCCGAGCAGUCAGUGACGCCUUAGACUCCGCUUUAGGCUGGGGAGGUUACGAUGAUCCUAAGCAGAGUAAAGUCCGUGGAGCUCUUCACGCUGCUUACCAUGAAAUUCAGUACCGUAGAACAGGGAACGAGAGGGAACACGAGAGGGCGAAGGAUCAGUGGGGCGUCGUUAGUGGAGGACGACGAGAUAAUCUUCAGCGGUACGAUAAAGAGCAUUAUAGUUCAGGAAAAUAAAAGCAUUAUGUAGAUUAAGCCUAAGAAUAAUAUGUUUAUUGUUCUUAACAAACAUAUAUGAAUUAAGUUUAAGUUACACUUUUGAUAUUGGUAAAACUCAUUUUAAACUAGGUUAUAAACAAAUCUGACUGAUCUGAUAAAUAUUAUGUAAGUUAAUAAAUAUUUAUCUUCUU